UUUCCAUACUUUGUGAUUUAAUACUGAUUAAGUGUGUACUUAAGUUUUAUAAGUAAAUGAAAUUAGGGGAAAAAUAUUAAUAAAAGUUAAGUAUUUUUAAUUCAUGAGGAUAUAUUUGUUUGUACGAAAAUGGCAAAUACUGAAACAGCUAAAAAAGGAGAUGCAGGGGAAAGUAUAGAAAUGUUUUUAGUAAAAGCAAAGAAAGAUUUUGAAGAAAAAUUGAGCAAGCCAAGUGUUGAUACUAUUACAAGUAUAGGUGAUUUUGACCGAAUAAAAACUCUGGGAAUAGGCUCCUUUGGUCAUGUUAUACUAGCUCAGCGCAAAUCAUCUGAAAACUACUUCGCAAUUAAAAUUCUUGAUAAAGAAAAAAUUGUGAAAAUGAAACAAAUUGAACACGUUUUUGACGAGAAAAAUAUUUUGCACGCAGUUAGUUUUCCUUUUAUUGUAAAGCUAGAUUUAUGCUUUAAGGAUAAUACGAAUUUGUAUAUGGUAUUAGAAUUUGUGCCUGGUGGCGAAAUGUUUUCUCGUCUUCGGCGAGUCGGUCAUUUCAGUGAAGCUGAUUCACGUUUUUAUGCUGCACAGAUAGUUCUUAUAUUUGAGUACCUUCACCAUUUGGGUCUGAUACACAGAGAUUUAAAACCGGAAAAUUUGUUGAUUGAUCAGCAAGGCUAUGUAAAAAUUACUGACUUUGGUUUUGCAAAACAAGUAAAAGGACGAACAUGGACUUUUUGUGGAACACCAGAGUACGUUGCACCAGAAAUUAUUCUCUUCAAAGGUCAUAAUAAAGCUGCAGAUUGGUGGGCCUUUGGCGUGCUUGUGUACGAAAUGACUGCUGGACACUCUCCAUUUUGCGCCAUAGAUCCAAUGGACACUUAUAAAAAAAUUGUGGCCGGAAAAGUGGGAUUUCCCUCUCACUUUACCUCUGAUUUGAAGGAUCUUAUGACAAACUUGUUACAAGUUGAUCUCACUAAAAGAUAUGGAAAUUUGAAAAAUGGAGUCAAUGACAUAAAGAACCACAAAUGGUUUUCUACAACUGACUGGACCAUGAUAUUUCAGAAAAAAGUGGAAGCUCCAUUUAUUCCGAAGUGUAAAGGACCAGGUGAUACAACUCAUUAUGAUGAUUAUGAAGAGGUGGAAAUACGCGUAUCAACAACGGAAAAAUGCGCCAAGCAAUUUGUUGACUUUUAGUGUUUAAUUCAGACUUUUGUCCAAAAGAAAAUUGCUUUUGAUUGCAUUGUAUAGUUUAGUAUAACAAUGUUUUUAUGGUAUAUGUAGAAUAGGGGAGUUUUCCCAUAUCGUCGACUAGUCUCACCAACUGUAAUCGCCAAAUCGUCAGAAUCCAGUUCAUGUUAUAGGGAUCAUUAAAAAUAUACAGUAUGUAUAUAUAAAAUAGUUUGGCCACAAAUGGCUACAUAUUUUACCCUUCAAAUUAAUUUUCAUCAAUGGAGUUUUUUCCCUCUCAAAACAGAGAGACUGCAUUUUGUUAAGUUUUUCUCACAUUCGAUCGAACGUACCGAUAUGAAUAUAUUGCUAAAACUUGCAUUUUUGCACUUUUCUUGUGUUUUUGCGUUUAUCUCUCAUUUUUACUAGGGGCGGAUAUUUAUAUAUUGUCAAAAAUACUUGUUACAUACUUUUGAUAGAAAAUGCAAAGAUAAAUUCUGCCUACUUUUCGUACAUUUUUAGAGAAGCAUCUGUAUUUAAUGUAAUAAGAGAAGUUUAUAUACUUCUUUAUUA
This is a messenger RNA of Parasteatoda tepidariorum (common house spider), 1734 nucleotides long. The record is from RefSeq and is a predicted model, not a curated record. NCBI's taxonomy places the organism in Eukaryota, Metazoa, Arthropoda, Arachnida, Araneae, Theridiidae.